UGUAAACUUUAAUUUUGGUGCGUGUGUAAACAAUGUUGGAUAACGCAUUUUCUAUAUUUACUAUAUUUGACUAAGAUUUGUUGUCAGUGGAAUCAAAUUAUCCACGUUAUGAUAAACUUUAAAGUGACUAUGUUAUCAGACCGCGAGGCGUGACUGUUGGUUUUGGAAGUUGAGUUCUGACGACGUUCGACCGUCAGAAUAGGGCAGUAACUUUGUUGUCUGUCACAAGACUUCUUGAUUGUUGAUAAUUACUACGUCAGCUGUCACGCUGAAACCCAUACAGUUUGUUGACGUCAUGAUGAAUGGGGUUGAUGAUUCUGGACAUCGUACAGACAGUACUGAAGAUCACGAUGAAAAGAUUUUGUUGGCUCCCUAUGAAUACAUCUGUCAAAUCCCAGGCAAGAAUGUGAGAUCAAAGCUAAUUGCAGCAUUCAACUACUGGUUGAACAUUCCGACUGACAAACUGAAACUAGUAGCAGAUGUCAUCCAGAUGUUACAUAAUGCAAGCUUGUUGAUUGAUGAUAUAGAAGACCAUUCAAGUCUACGAAGAGGAAUUCCAGUUGCCCAUAAUAUCUUCGGUGUUCCCCACACGAUCAACUCGGCAAACUAUGUCUACUUUCUUGGUCUGCAGAAAGCUCAGCUGCUUAACCAUCCAGAUGUGAACAAAAUCUUCACAGAACAGCUGCUAGACUUGCACCGGGGUCAAGGAAUGGACAUCUACUGGAGAGAUGCUAAUGUUUGUCCCACAGAAGAGGAAUAUAUCCUGAUGGUCAUGAGAAAAACUGGAGGACUGUUUGGACUUGGUGUGAAAAUGAUGCAGCUAUUCAGUGACAUCAAGAGUGACUUCCAGCCGCUGAUUGGUGUGUUAGGACUCUACUUCCAGAUCAGAGACGAUUACGCAAAUCUUAAUUCAAAAGAGUAUGAAGCUAACAAAAGCUAUGCUGAAGAUCUGACAGAGGGAAAAUUCUCAUUUCCAAUCAUUCAUGCGAUUCGCUCCAAUCCAAACGAUAACCAAAUCCUCAGUAUUUUACGACAGAGAACGACCGACAUUGAUGUGAAGAAGUACUGCGUGGAUUUGAUGGCCAAGAAGGGAUCAUUCGAAUACACCAAGACGAAAUUGAAAGAAUUGGAAAAAAGUGCCUAUGAUCUCAUUGCUGAACAUGGCGGAAACAGACAUUUGGUUGCACUUGUAGAUGAACUUAAAAAAAUCUACCAAGACAACAAUUGUUAGUGACAUCAUCAUUUCUCGAGUACUGAUUGUCACAACUGACAUUCCACCACCAUCUGGCUUGUAUUGCAGGCAAUACCUCAUCAGUUUAACAUUGGUUGAAUACACAGUUCAGUGUUAAACAGCAUAGCUAUACCACUGAAUUGAGUUGGUUUUAUACAGGCAGUACAUAGAAUACGUAGACCUAUUUUGAUAUAGCUCUGCCAAUUGGCAAAACAGUAUAUAGGUUACAGUUCUAGAGUCACUAGGUUUGUAAUGUUUGGUGCACUGAGCUUUCUCCAAAAACCUUUUAAUUAGUCAUUAGCCAAUUACAGUAUUUUUUUUGUUCGAUUUUAUGUUUGGUAGUAGUGUUGGCUAGAAGACUUUAGAUUCAGGAUUUCAUAGUGACUUAAAAUCAUGUAAGAUAAAUCUGGACAUUUUGCUUUGAACCUGAUUGUGAGAAUGCAGGUCAAACUUGUGGUGAUACAUGUAUUUGACCAUUUCUCAGGUACUACCGGGUAUUUCUAUGAACAUUGACAUGUCUGUUGUUCACUAUUGUAAGAGUAAAAGAUGUCUGUGUGUUAAAUGUUAAUUUAUUUAUGUAAUUAAAAUUGUGCAAUAGAUAUUACUGAAGAAUCAAAAUAUUCAUUAAGAGUAUCCAAGAACAUAUUGUUUGGGUUAAUGGUGAUUGAUCUAUACACAAAUAUUAGUCUUUGUAAUAUAUUGUACAAUAAUAAUGAACUUCUUCUCCAGUUAGUUUUAAUAUAAAAUUAUAAUCCAUAUAUGGAUUUCUUUCUUUUUUUUAAUUUCUUUUUUAGUAUUUUUUUAUAUAUAUGUAAUGCCUUCUGAUUCACCUACAUGAUAUGUUUUUGUUACAACAAACUGGUGUUGGGAAUCAGUUGGAAUCAGUUGGAAUCAGUUGAAAUUUAAUCAUCGAUCAUUGGUUAUAAUUGAUUUGCAUUAACCAAUCAUCUUUCAAUUACACAAUCAGUCAGACUUAUAUUUACCUCAGAAGGAUUUGAAUUAUAAGGACCAUACAUAUGUUGUCAAGUUCACGGGAAUGGACUCUGAAACCUGCAAAUUUUAUUUUUAAUAACUGUUUAAUAUCUUUUUUCUUUAUGUACGCUUGAAAACAAACAUCAGUUUCAUCAUCUAACCUGGAGAAACAUUUAAGAUAAUAUUUUCCUACACAAUCAAUUAUGGAAUUUUAUAAUCGAUUAUCACAUUGAUUAUAAUUGAUUAUUGGUACAUCACAAAAACAACUUAGACUUUGUUGACUGAUGGCUCCAAGUUAUAUUGAGGACUGGGUUCCUACAGAGCCAGAAUUCAUGGAAUUUUAAAAUCGUAUUCAAGACUUCAAAAUGUCAUGCUAAUCUAACAGCAGCUGGAUGUACUGUCCUUUUAAUAAAUUCUCAAAUAGGAUGACCAGGAACUCCUUUGAUUCUAAACACGCACAAAUAGAUUUAAUUUUAUGGACAAUAGUAGAAUACUUGUUCCAUUUAAUUUCUGUUGCUGAUUUUGCUAGUAUGUUUAUACGAAACAGCCUUUUAUGCAGGUUUUCUUUCAAGAAAUCCACAAUCAUAUUAUCAAUGGUGAAAAGCAUUACAGUGGACUCUGCCUCAACCGGAUCACUGAAAUAUGUUGGUUUAGACAGAGUGCCUGUGUAGACAGAUUUCGUCCGAAGUUAAGGUUUUUGCAAUAUAGUGAUCAGAAAAUACUACUUUUGACAAAUCGGUAUAAUACAAUGCAGUUGAUCUUGCUACCUACACCUAUUACAACAGGUGUGGUUCAUUGUUUAUUAAGCCUUCAAGGAGUCGUGAUUAUUUCAUAAGAUUUUGGUGUCCCAAUUACUGUGGAACUGCCGUCGUUGUUUAAAAGGUGACCACCAGACCUGUCAACCUUUAGUCAAGACAAAGCAGGAGGUGUGUGUGGAAAAAGCAGGAGAUUUUGUCAAAAAACAGGAGAUUUUUUAACUUCACACAAUUUAACCCAAAAU
This is a messenger RNA of Gigantopelta aegis, 3203 nucleotides long. Its product is annotated as geranylgeranyl pyrophosphate synthase-like. Gene Ontology annotation, molecular function: prenyltransferase activity. Bases 296 to 1231 code for a protein of 311 amino acids. The transcript is spliced from 12 exons. The record is from RefSeq and is a predicted model, not a curated record. Lineage: Eukaryota; Metazoa; Mollusca; Gastropoda; Neomphalida; Peltospiridae. Gene Ontology annotation, biological process: isoprenoid biosynthetic process.